Molecule: messenger RNA, 3006 nt
Organism: Mercurialis annua (annual mercury)
Lineage: Eukaryota; Viridiplantae; Streptophyta; Magnoliopsida; Malpighiales; Euphorbiaceae
Product: UDP-glycosyltransferase 90A1-like
Exons: 1
Coding region: 83-1555 (490 amino acids)
Molecular function (GO): UDP-glycosyltransferase activity
Source: RefSeq, a predicted model, not a curated record
UUCCCAUUCUAAAUCUUCAGCCAACCAUUCCCUCUCUUUUAUCUUUUCACGUACCUUACAUUUCUUGAACUAACCCAAAGCAAUGGGCUCUGAAACACAAAAUCUAGACACUAAAUCUCGCGAGUCAACUCAGUAUCAUGUUGUUCUCUUCCCUUUCAUGUCAAAAGGUCACACCAUCCCUCUCCUUCACCUCGCCCACCUCCUUCUCCGCCGUGGCGUAAACGUCACCGUCUUCACUACUCCGGCGAACCAUCGCUUCAUUGCAUCUUUUCUUUCCGAUACUAACGCCUCCAUAAUUGACCUUUCAUUCCCCGACGACGUACCGGAACUUCCUUCAGGAAUUGAAAGCACUGACAAGCUUCCUUCCAUGUCACUGUUUCCUGUUUUUGCACUCGCCACAAAACUCAUGCAACCGGAAUUUGAUCGGGCGCUUGAAGCUCUUCCACUCGUUAAUUUCAUCGUCUCGGACGGGUUUCUAUGGUGGACUGCUGAAUCUGCUAUGAAGCUUGGUAUUCCAAGGUUCAUAUUUUUUGGUAUGUCUAAUUAUUCUUCAUGUGUGUCAAGAUCUGUAGCCGAGUGCAAGUUACUGCUCGGAGAUGAGUCGGAUGACGAGUUAGUAACUUUAACUGAGUUUCCAUGGAUUAAGGUCACUAGAAAUGAUUUUGAUCCAGUUUUUGUAAAACCUGAACCUAAGGAUCCUCAUUUUGACUUCAUAAUGAAAGUUUUCUCAGCUGCAUUCAUUAGUUAUGGAUAUAUAUCAAACAGUUUUCAUGAACUCGAGCCUGUUUUUGUUGAUCACUUGAACAAGUCACAUAAUCAACAAAAAACUUGGUGUGUUGGGCCGUUGUGUUUAUCUGCAAAAACACCAAAUCCUGAAGAGAAAAACAAACGGACGUGGAUUCAAUGGCUAGAUGAAAAGCUGAAGCAAGGAAGCUCGGUUCUAUACGUGGCGUUCGGAACUCAAGCGGAGAUAUCUGUCGAGCAACUCACGGAGAUAGCGAUCGGGUUGGAAGAAUCGAACGUAAAUUUCUUGUGGGUGAUACGAAAAACGGAAUCUGAAUUGGGAGAUGGAUUUGAAGAGAGAGUUAAGGAGAGAGGAAUAAUAGUGAGAGAAUGGGUAGAACAAAUGGAGAUACUAAAGCAUCCAAGUGUUAAAGGAUUUUUAAGUCAUUGUGGAUGGAACUCAGUUUUAGAAAGCAUAUGUGCCGGAGUGCCGAUUCUUGCAUGGCCGAUGAUGGCGGAACAGCCAUUGAAUGCGAGAAUGGUGGCGGAGGAGAUCAAAGUAGGGCUAAGAGUGGAGACAUGUAACGGGUCAGUGAGAGGGUUUGUGAAGUGGGAAGAUUUAAAAAAGAUGGUGCAUGAAUUGAUGGAAGGAGAAAAAGGGGAAAUAGUGAGAAAGAAUGUGAAGAAAAUGGAAGAAAUGGCCAAGAAAGCUAUGGUGGAGAGAACCGGCUCAUCUUCCCGGACAUUAGAUAUGAUAAUUGAGAAACUUUGCAAAAGCAAAGAAGAAAUGGAUUUGAAGAGACGGGGAGCUAUCGCACUGCAAGAAAAUUAGCAUUUUAUUCAGUCAUUGGGACCCUAAAAGUCCGAUCGCCAACGGUCGCUAAAGACUUUGGAAUUGAAGGUAUAAAUUGCGUCGAAAAAGGCUUCCCUUCGCUAAUAGUCAAUUUCAUAAAAGGAAAAUGCUUUAUAACACACCUUGUUCGGUAGGAGAGAUUCUUAGGUAGACUUAGUCCACCACGUCAUCCGUAGACUAACCUAUCACAUUUUGACACGUCAUUAAAAUAAUGGCACUAUCGUAAUUUUGUUCAUUACUUGUUUACACCUUUGGAUAGUAAUAUUACGAUAGUGCCAUUAUUUUAAUGACGUGUCAAAAUGUGAUAGAUAAGUCUACGGAUGACGUGGUGGACUGAGUCUACCUAAGAAUUUCUCGUUCGGUAGUGGUAUUGAUUUAUUAUUUUAUGUUUCCAACUUUCCAUUCGGCAUCAUACUUCAAUUAACAUUAAAAUAGUCUUUUCUCUGUCCUAAAAUAAUAGACAAUUGCAUUGCUCAAAUAAAUCAUUACAAAUGAGGUGCAUAAACCGGCCUUAAUUUUCAGUUUCGCCUUUGAUAUCCCCUAGUACUGAUGGGACUACAUGCAAACUUUUACGAACUUAUUGAGUAUUAUAAUGAGAUAUAUUAAUGUUCUUGUUGUUAAUGAUUUUUUUCCCCACGAAGAAACUAUUUUGUAGGUGUAAUAAUUCAAUCUUUUCAUUAAACCAUAAUAUACAACUUUGGCAAAAUGUAUUCAUAAGUUAAACUCAUUAGUCUUUGUAUGUAUUUUACAAAAUCAUCGCAAAAGUCUUAGGUAGCUCAACAUUUACAACAGUUAUUACCUAGUAUAUUAUUAGUUUGAAUUAAAAUGCAUCUAUCAGCGGUCGAAUAUAACCAGUAAUGUAUCUUUGGCACAUGAGCUCAUCCACUAGUAAUAUAUCUUCGUCGAGGCAAGUAUUAUAGUUUGGCACUGAAAUGGGAUAUGUGUAAGGCUUACAAAUUACGAUCAAAUAGAAUGAAACUAUUCGAGGGUUGGAAAAGGAGGCGUCAUUUUAGAGGUGCGGAGUAGGUUUGGUUUCGUGAUUGUCAGGCUAUCUUUAACUCACUUUCUCCUCAUUUGGGUCAUCUUGAUAAAGUUUGGUGGAACUCUAGUGCUCGGAUUUUUCUUCGACAUCUGUUGUCGUCUCUUAGUUGGGUGUGGAAGGGAGAACUAUGACAUCUCUGCAAUUCCUGCUCGUUUUUUUUGGACCUGGUCUGGUGAUACUCAGACUACAAUAGAGUGUUCAAGAACGCUCCGAACAAGGGUGUGGUUAUUUUUAACUAUUUUUUAAAGGCAGUUUUUCGCUUUAAAGUUUGUAAUCGGAGGUUUCUUAUUCUGAUUUUGAUCUCUAUAGGAAUUCUUUUUGUAUUUUAUUUUCUAGACCAUGAUUGUUGCCUUUUCUUCUAGUUGUAGCCUUUAGUGCGUCGCCUAAA